AUGGGGGGUAAGUCGAGUCGUGUAUACAUCACCGGGCCAGGGCUACAGCUUAUAUUCUGCAGUAAAAUUAACGACGACGGAUAUUUACAUGGGCUACGCAUAUGGGAAGACCAAGUGACCGGGGCCGUGCGGAUCCAGGCAUCAGUGCAUGGGGGUCCAAUGGGCAGGACUCCAGUCUGGACUGCCUUCAUUACUCAUAACCUUGUCAAGGACAAAUGGAUCAGGACUGAGGAUUCCAGGACUGUCGUGCUCCGUAAUGUCAGACCCAUGGUAUUCAUGUCUGGGGAUGAUUAUAACUCGCCGCGGAAUAACUACGGACAUAUCAUUGAGUUCAAAACCUCAUCGGACGCUACUGACUUCCUGAAUGCCAUCCGCCGCCUGGCUACAGGUGCUCAUUGA
Messenger RNA from Penicillium salamii, 399 nucleotides. NCBI's taxonomy places the organism in Eukaryota, Fungi, Ascomycota, Eurotiomycetes, Eurotiales, Aspergillaceae. The record is from the annotation of a GenBank genome assembly.